Pieris napi is the source of this 550-nucleotide messenger RNA. RefSeq names its product general odorant-binding protein 84a (gene Obp84a). NCBI's taxonomy places the organism in Eukaryota, Metazoa, Arthropoda, Insecta, Lepidoptera, Pieridae. Gene Ontology annotation, molecular function: odorant binding. The record is from RefSeq and is a predicted model, not a curated record. The coding region runs from base 34 to 510 and encodes 158 amino acids. The transcript has 4 exons.
GUCACGAUCUCAAUUCGACACUGCAUAACCACCAUGAAAGUAAUAUUUGUCGUAACUCUGGUUAUUAUAACUUUUUCUUUCGCGAAAUGUUCGAGCAAAGUUCAGCCAGUGAAAGAGGUGGAACCACAGACAAAUUUAGAAUCCCGAGAGAGCGACUUUGAUUUGAUUGAAGUUUUGACAGAAUGCAAUGAUAGUUUUCGGAUCGAGAUGUCUUAUAUAGAGGCGUUAAACGCAAGUGGAAGUUUUCCAGACGAAACAGAAAAAACUCCAAAAUGUUACAUUCGCUGCGUAUUGGAGAAGACAGGUGUGACGUUAGAGGGGGAGGAAUUUGACCCGGAGAGGAGUGCCAUAGUGCUGGCACAGGUCAGAAAGACUACGGCGGUAGAGGCCAUUAAGGACAUUGCCAAUGACUGUGCUAAACGAUCGGAAACGUGUAAAUGUGAACGAUCAUACCAGUAUUUGAAAUGCCUGAUGGAGACCGAAAUACAGAAGUAUGAGACAAAGUCAUAAUUAAAUUUAACCAAAUAAUGCAACCCCGCACGAAGAUUAA